UACACGUCGGACCGUCCAUGUGUGGAUGGGGGGGAAAUGUUUCUGUGGGGUACAUGAGUUAAAAUAUUUCCAUGUCGUACCGAAAGACGGGUGUUUUAGCAGCAAACGUGCUGAAUGAUUCACUGACUGUCGCGAUAUUUUAUUUUCUGACAAAAUGUUUGCAAAACCGUUUCGUGUAAAAUCCAACACCGCAAUCAAAGGAUCAGACCGGAGAAAGCUCAAAGCUGAUCUUUUGGCUGCAUUUCCUUCACUGUCUGCUGAUGAGCUGUCAGAGCUGGUCCCCAAUAAAGAGGAGUGCAGUGUGGUGAAGAUUUAUGCACACAAGGGCGAAGCUGUGACACUGUACGUUCUUCACAAGAACCCCCUCUUCUUUGAGCUGGAGAAACAACUUCAUCCAACAGUGUAUGUGCUGUGGCGUCGUCCUACCCUCCUCCCAGUAUUCAGAACAUGGGCUCCUGUGCUUCAGAAGCUGAUUGGAGGGGCUGAUCUCAUGCUGCCAGGUGUGGUGGUGCCUUCAUGUGGCCUGCCAGAUGUGAACCAAGGGGACUGCUGUGCGGUUACGAUUGUGAAAAAUAGGGCUCCAGUUGCUGUUGGCAAAGCUGCAGUGUCCCGUUCAGAGAUGCAGAGUUCAGGGAUGAAAGGAAGAGGAGUGUGUGUUCUCCACACGUACAAGGAUUAUCUCUGGGCAUUUGGAGAUAAGUCAGAUCCUCCUUCCUUACCGGACGGAGAGAUUGAAGCAGACAUGUUGGACGAAGACAACUGUGACGUCAGCGAGAACGAACAAGAAGACGAGACCGAGAAGAGUUUGGAGGAGCAGCAGAGUUCUGGCGAAACGGUUCAAGAUGAGGCAUGUUGCAUCAACGAGCUGAGUCUGGCUGAGCAGGAAGGAGACGAAGAGGAAGGUAGCAGGAACCAAGAGGAUGACGACCAAGACGAACAGAAAACCCCGCAAGAGGAAAUGGACGCCCUGCUGCUGCAGUGCUUUCUGCACGCUCUCAAGAGCAAAGUGAAGAAGUCAGAGCUCCCUCUGCUGACGAGCACGUUUCUCCGCAACCACAUGUUCUCCUGCUGCCCAAGUGGAAAGCAGCUUGAUAUAAAAAAGUCCAGCUAUAAAAAGUUGUCCAAGUUUCUACAGGUUAUGCAGCAGCAGCACAAUCUGGUGCGUGUGAAAGAAAUCACUAAGGGUGUGGAGAGCAUUGUUGAGGUUGACUGGAAAAAUCCACAACUGCGUUCCUUUAGCUUUCCAGAGGAGACAGGUGCUGAAUCAACUGUGCUGCAGGUUGGAGACAGUUCAUACCACCCUCCAGAGAUCACAACUCUCUACUCAGUUUCUGCUCGGCUGGAGCCACUGUUUUUGGAUGCAAAAAAGAGGAAAGGAUCAACAAUGAAUGCUGCUGAAGUAAGAAGUAUAAUUACAGAGUACGUGAAGAAGAAUGAGCUGGUGGAUGAAAAUAACAAGAAUUUUGUGAUCAUAAAUCCCACCCUGUGCGACUGCCUGCUGGAGAAAUCCGAAUAUCAGGAGGUGGAGGCUCUCAAAUGGGAUGACCUUUUUAGCAGAACUUUGGGAAGAAUGCAGGAAUGUUAUCAGCUUAUCUUUCCUGGACAAGCACCUAUAAUAAAAAAGGGCCACAUCGAGCCAAUAGACGUCUCUGUGGCUUCUCGAGGCUCUAAUAAGAAGGUGACUCUGAUAAAGAAUUUGGAAGUGUAUGGUUUGGAUCCUGCUGCCGUUGCCACCGCUUUGCAGCACAGAGUCCAGGCCAGCACCGUCUUACAACCAGUCCCCGGAACCAAGGACAAAGUUCUGGUCCAAAUCCAAGGCAACCAAAUCCAUCAGACUGGAAGUCUGCUGCUCAAUUAUUAUCAAAUUCCACGAAAAUGCAUCCAAGGACUCGAGAAAGCUCCCAAAAGUGGCAAGAAGAAGUAGCAUUUCAGUCUUCUGUACCAGCUUUUAAAUGUCCUCAGUUGCUUUAUUGUUCAGAAACACAACAAACUGUUCAAAUCAUGCAUUUAAUAAAGUUGGUUCAGUCUUGUAAUAUAAA
This is a messenger RNA of Austrofundulus limnaeus, 2039 nucleotides long. RefSeq names its product eukaryotic translation initiation factor 2D (gene eif2d). Bases 155 to 1924 code for a protein of 589 amino acids. The record is from RefSeq and is a predicted model, not a curated record. NCBI's taxonomy places the organism in Eukaryota, Metazoa, Chordata, Actinopteri, Cyprinodontiformes, Rivulidae. Gene Ontology annotation, molecular function: RNA binding; translation initiation factor activity. Gene Ontology annotation, biological process: formation of translation preinitiation complex; translational initiation. The transcript is spliced from 15 exons.